UUCUAAACAAAAGUAUUUCAUGUCCAUUGCAUUUGUGCGAGCUUAUAGCGCCGUGUAUUAAGUGCAUUAAUUGAGUCAAAUUCGUAGUUUGUGUGAUUUAAUAAGAGCUUAGGGUAGUGAUAAGCGCAGAAUGUUUCGCAAAAAAAAUUCGCAUGAAGCCGUUGACGUGGACAACAACGGUGAUGGUUUGGUACGCAAUUAUGCAGCGGAAGAUUGUGCUGAUGACGAUAUAACUUUUCGCAGAGAUGUAGACAAUAGUCGUAGAUCAGCAAGUGCAACUAAUGUGUACAGUAAUGAAGAUAGCGACGAAUUAGACACAAACGAGGGCAGUUCUGCUGAUACGCCUCUCAUUCGAGAUAUUGAAGUUAUUUCAGAUGAUGAUACAUUUCUGAAAUCUCGGCAUAUUUUUGGACUCAUGGGUUUCCUUGGUUUUGCUGUAGUUUAUGCAAUGCGCGUUAAUUUGUCGGUUGCUAUAGUUGCUAUGGUAAAUCAAACUGCCAUUCCUCAAAGUAAUUCCACAAGUGUCGAUGAUACUUGUCCAGUUCCGACACCAAAGAAUAAUACAAGACCUAUGAGAGAGGGUGAUUUUGUGUGGGAUGAAGCUACCCAAGGUCUGGUGUUGGGUUCCUUUUUUUACGGAUACGUGCUGACACAAGUGCCAGGUGGUCGUCUGGCAGAGGUUAUGGGUGGAAAGCUGAUUUAUGGUUAUGGCGUAUUAAUUACUGCAAUUUUUACACUGCUAACGCCUAUUGCCGCCUACUGGGAUCUGCCAAUGUUAGUACUUGUCCGAGUGCUAGAAGGCAUGGGUGAAGGUGUUACCUACCCAGCGAUGCACGCAAUGUUAGCCCACUGGAUACCACCACUAGAGCGCAACAAAUUCGCUGCUAUUGUAUACGCGGGAUCGAAUAUUGGCACAGUGAUCUCAAUGCCGUUGGCAGGCUGGCUCUGCUCUUUGGAAUUUCUCGGAGGAUGGCCAUCGGCAUUUUAUAUAUUUGGUUUGCUUGGCAUAGUAUGGUUCGCAUUUUGGAUGUAUCUCGUGUAUGACAGUCCAUGUAAGCAUCCUCGUAUAUCAUUAAAAGAGCGAGACUAUAUAGAGCGGAGUAUACGAUCCAUGCAGCCACGUAAUUAUAACGAAUUACUAUCUGAAUCUAGCAUAGAUGUUAUACAGACAGCCGAAGAGCAGAUACCGUGGCAUUCAAUUUUGACUUCAAUACCGUUGUGGGCGAUUUUAAUAACUCAAUGUGGUCAGAGUUGGGCUUUUUAUACGCAACUGACUGAACUACCCACAUAUAUGAGCAAUAUACUACAUUUUGACAUCCAAUCAAAUGCAAUGCUGAAUGCAAUCCCCUACUUUACAAGUUGGAUAGUAGGUAUUUUGUGCUCAGGUUUGGCCGAUUGGAUGCUGGAGCGCGGUUAUAUUUCUCUGCUCAACUCGUAUAAGUUAUGGAAUUCGGUAGCGUCCAUUAUACCAUCACUGGGACUUUUAGCUACUGCCUACGUGGGCUGUAAUUGGAUAUGGGUGACAGUGAUGCUAGCAGGUGUUGGUUCCUUUGGCGGCGCAGUAUAUGCAGGUAAUCAAAUGAAUCACAUCGCUUUAAGUCCACGCUUCGCAGGCACAAUGUAUGGACUGACGAACUCAGCUGCCAACAUUUGUGGCUUUCUAGCACCAUAUGUAAUUGGACUGAUUAUAAAUCAUCAUGAAACAUUGGCACAAUGGCGUAUUGUAUUUUGGUUGGCUGCUGCGGUAAACGUAGGAGGCAAUUUCAUAUAUUUAAUAUUCGCUAGCGCCAGUGAACAAAGUUGGUCCCGUAACCCGAGUCUAAUUGCAACACAAAAUAUACCUUCUUAAAGGCCACAGUAGCGAUUGUUGGCGCUGGAAAUCUAGCGAUAAUGCCGUGAUAAACGAAGGAUGCUAUUAUUUCCUGAAUACCUACGCAAAUUUGUGAUAAUUUAUUUUUUCCACAUUAACACAUGGAAUUGUAUGAGUUACAUAUAAUAUUUAAAUGCAUUAAUUAAGAAACUUGGAAAUUAGGCGCAACGCCUAAAAGUAUUUUAAAUAUCUACCAAUAAUGUUAACAAUAUAAACUUUGUGUUAUAAUUUUAUUAGAUUUUUUACAUUCCAAUAGAAUGUGAACUUUUUAAAUGAGAACUUUAUUUAUUCUUUUAAUAAAGUUGAUCUAUGUAUACUCUUA
Messenger RNA from Anastrepha obliqua, 2192 nucleotides. It is a transcript of the gene MFS10, whose product is annotated as sialin. Gene Ontology annotation, molecular function: transmembrane transporter activity. The transcript is spliced from 2 exons. Bases 131 to 1849 code for a protein of 572 amino acids. NCBI's taxonomy places the organism in Eukaryota, Metazoa, Arthropoda, Insecta, Diptera, Tephritidae. Gene Ontology annotation, biological process: transmembrane transport; monoatomic anion transport. The record is from RefSeq and is a predicted model, not a curated record.